AACUACAGAACACAAUACAGUCCCCCUCCCUUCCUCUCUUGCUCUCUCUCUCUCUCUCUCUCUCUUUUUUUUCCUUUUCCUGCCUCCAAACGCCUUCUUGGAGGCUGAAGCUGGGCAGGUCUCCAAAGGUGCAGCAGUCACAACAAUCCCGCAGUUCAAAGUUAAGCAGCAGUUGCACAACUUUCAGCCGCUCUCUUUAGGCGGCUACUAAUGAGCUAAGAAACCAGGAGCAUCUGAGGAGGUGAAGAGGAAGCUCCGAGUUCUCCCUCCACUCUACAAAUCCCAACACCCACCCCCCAUCCCACCCCCACUCUCACCCGCGAGAACUUUAAGAUAUCAUCCUUGCUGUUCGCUGGCCUGGCGGACCAUGGCUCCCUUUGGAAGAAACUUGCUAAAGACUCGGCAUAAAAACAGAUCUCCAACUAAAGAAAUGGAUUCAGAAGAGAAGGAAAUUGUGGUUUGGGUUUGCCAAGAAGAGAAGAUUAUCUGUGGGCUAACCAAACGCACCACCUCUGCCGACGUCAUCCAGGCUUUGCUUGAGGAACACGAGACUGCAUUUGGGGAGAAACGAUUUCUUCUGGGAAAGCCCAGUGAUUACUGCAUCAUAGAAAAGUGGAGAGGCUCUGAACGGGUUCUUCCUCCCCUAACUAGAAUCCUGAAGCUUUGGAAAGCAUGGGGAGACGAGCAGCCUAAUAUGCAGUUUGUUUUGGUUAAAGCAGAUGCUUUUCUUCCAGUUCCCUUGUGGCGGACAGCUGAAGCCAAAUUAGUGCAAAACACAGAAAAACUGUGGGAGCUCAGCCCGGCAAAUUACAUGAAGACAUUACCACCAGAUAAACAAAAAAGAAUAGUCAGGAAAACUUUCCGGAAACUGGCUAAAAUUAAGCAGGACACAGUUUCCCAAGAGCGAGAUAGUAUGGAGACAUUAGUUCAUCUGAUUAUUUCCCAGGAUCACACUAUUAAUCAGCAAGUCAAGAGAAUGAAAGAGCUGGAUCUGGAAAUUGAAAAGUGUGAAGCUAAAUUUCAUCUUGAUCGGGUAGAAAAUAAUGGAGAAAAUUAUGUCCAGGAUGCAUAUUUGAUGCCCAGUUUCAGUGAAGUUGAGCAAAAGCUAGGCUUGGAAUAUGAUGAAAGGCAGAUUCUGGAGGACCUGAGAGAAAGUGAUGGAAUUGUACAGCUGGAGGAACGACUGACCUACUACAGAAAGCUCAUCGAUAAGCUCUCUGCCGAAAUAGAAAAAGAAGUAAAAAGUGUUUGCAUGGAGAUAAAUGAAGAUGCAGAAGGGGCAGCUGCCAGUGAACUUGAAAGCUCUAAUUUAGAGAGUGUUAAGUGUGAUUUGGAGAAAAGCAUGAAAGCUGGUUUGAAAAUCCACUCUCACUUGAGUGGCAUCCAGAAGGAGAUUAAAUACAGUGACUCAUUGCUUCAGAUGAAAGCGAAGGAAUACGAGCUCCUCGCCAAGGAGUUCAACUCCCUUCAUAUCAGCAAUGCAGAUGAGUGCCAGCUAAAGGAAAACAGAGGAAAGGAAUCUGAGGUGCCCACCAGCAACGGGGUGGUUUCUCCUUUUACUCAAAGAGUAUUUAACAUGUAUACAAAUGACACAGACUCAGACACUGGUAUCAGCUCUAACCACAGUCAGGACUCGGAAACAACUGCAGGAGAUGUGGUGCUGUUGUCAACGUAAUUUAAAUGGCUUCACUCUGACUUACUUUAAUAUUGUUUGUGUUUGUUUAAUUUAGUUGGAAAAUUUAAAUAUUCCACUCGGGAAGGAAAUAUAAAUAAUGUUAAGGAAUUCAGUGGCUAGUAAGAACUAGAGAAUUUUGUUUGUUGGUUUGUUUUUGAAUUAAGAGUUCCAGUGUUAUCUAAUUAUUACAAGUUCAACAAUGAGCUGUUUAUUAGGAAUGCAGCAAAAAUAGCUUGUAGGUAUAUAACAGAGAAAUAAUUUGAUGUGAAUUAUAAUCUGUUUCUAUGAGAAGUGAUUUAUUCAAACUUCAAACUAAUUCUUAAUAUUAGACAUCAAUAUAUUGAAACUAUACACGUGAACAUGUAAAAUUAAGAUGUAUUGUUAUAGAGUUUUCAACACUGUAUCAUUGGUAUUUUAUAAUCUAAAGUAUAUGAUAACUCUUAUAUUGUAACUGUAUUAAUUCAAAUCGUUGUUCAUUUCUUUGCUAUUUAGAAUGUAUAGCAUCUCUGUUACUUCCUGAACCCCUCUACCUGUUUAGGUUUAGAUUACAGGAGAUGGAAGGGUCGUUACUGGGACAUGUACAAAUACCUUCAGUGGGUCAGACAGAGGUAUAAAUAAGAAAAGCCAAGUUUUGCAGACAACAGCAACUUUUCUAAAAAAAAGCUGAAAAUUAAUAAGAGAUAUUUAUGUGCUUUCUCUAUCUGAUAUGCAAACCUUUAGAUCAAAUCAGUCAUCUGUGCAGGUUCAUUCUUUGAGUGAGAUACGGUGUGGGUUACAGAGAAAAAUCACAGGGUCAUAGUCCUAUUUGAUUAUACCUUAUUUAAAAAAAGUAAAGGGAUGCAGCUUGGGGUCCUUUGUGUGGGUAAAAUAGAGUUCCAUGUACCUUAAGUAUCCCCUGGAGGAGGGCAUGGCAACCCACUCCAGUAUUUUUGCUUGGAGAAUCCCAUGAACAGAGGAACUUGGAGGGCUUACAGUUCAUAGGAUCACAAAGGGUCAGAUACGACUGAAGCAACUUGGCACACACAAAAAAACACCCAUAAAUAUUAGUAUUUUUCCCCUGAAAAUAGAGAUAGGAACUCAUGUGAACAAAAGCCUUUUAUUCUGCUACACUGUAAUUCAGAUUGUCUAUAUGGUCCUUCAUCUAAGAUGCAAACAAACAAACAAACAAAAAAGUAGCUCGACUCUAGCCCACUCUCAAGCAUGAAUGUAAGUAUGCAACAAACUGGAUAGAUGAUUUAGAUUCUGUCUUGACUGGCAAUCACUAUAGUGCCAGAAGAGCCUCGGUUUGGCUUGGUUUUUAGUUAGGAAGUUCCUUUCUUUCUCUUUCUCUGUCUUAUCUGCUUCUUUCCCUGACUUGUUUCCUGCUAUUGAACACGUGACAUAAUCAUAUUAAAACCUGUUUUGUUGUACUAUUGCAUGAAUACAGCUGCAGUUCACUUUUCUUUUCGCUAACAACUUUCCCACAUGUGAGUAGACAGAAAGAUUAUUUUUCUUAGUUUUAAUAUGUGGAUAUUGGUUAAGAUUCUCAGUAUUUCUCAUUUCUUUCCUUUUUAUCUUUAUGCUUACUGUACUAUAUGUUUUAACUCAGUUUCCUAAUCUUUUUUAAAAUUUCUCCAUCCUCCAGACAUUUUGCCAACCUUUGGGAAGAUAUUUAGAAUUUUCUUAAUAUUUCAGUUUUGGGGAGUAUCUAAUGUUACCGUUUUUCAUACUAAGAUUCUGCUGAAGGCCUUACUUGCAGUUACAUGGUAAAUGCCUUAUCUGAAGUUGCAUGGUAAGAAAAGUAGGCAUUUCCACUGUAGGGAAAGUAUGAUAAUAAGUAAUAACACAAACAUGGGUUUAAUUUAAAAUAAGAAGAGAAUUAAAAAGUCAUUUAAGAGCGGGAAGUUUAUUUGCCUAAUAUCUCAUUAAUCAUUCAGUACGAUGGAAAGCUCUUGACAUAUUCAUUAUUCUCUUCUCGGGAUUAAACUCAGAAGAUCAUCAUCAAAGAUAAAACAGUUGUAGUAUUGUUUUUCAAAAGUAAUCUUUUUGGAUUAUUCUCUAGUGAGAAAAUAAUGAAAAGAACAUUGUUAUCUGCUAUAUAAUUUGAUUAAUUAUCUGAAUCCAAAUCUGGGAAGAAAUAGAACUAGUUAGAUAAUGGCAUUUUAGAAACUUUUUGCCUGAUUUUAUACAAUGUCUGAUUUUAUACAAUUAAGCAUAGUGAAGCAUUCUAAGGGCUAAUUCUUCUAUUUUUUCAGUAAAUAAUGUUAAAAACGCUUGUCCAAAAGCAAGACUAUUGAGUUUUAAAAUCAUAUUACAAUUUCAACUUGUUCUGUUGUUAUUCAAAUGUAUUUGUGCCUUUGAUUCAUUACAGUAUUAAAUCAUCAAUUAUCAUGGUGAAUCUCUAAUUUAGAAUAAUAUAUUAAUACAAAUUAAAAUACUAAAAUGCAGUACCCUCAUCUCUGAAUUGGAGAAGGCAAUGGCACCCCACUCCAGUACUCUUGCCUGGAAAAUC
Messenger RNA from Capra hircus (goat), 4166 nucleotides. It is a transcript of the gene RASSF9, whose product is annotated as Ras association domain family member 9. The coding region runs from base 368 to 1675 and encodes 435 amino acids. Gene Ontology annotation, biological process: signal transduction. The record is from RefSeq and is a predicted model, not a curated record. The transcript has 2 exons. Lineage: Eukaryota; Metazoa; Chordata; Mammalia; Artiodactyla; Bovidae.